CCUAUAAACAUGUUGUUGACGCCACAGUCAGUCAGAGAUACCUGGUCGGCCUGUAUCGUCCCCUCUGGCGCGCUCCAGGAGAACAGCAUGUUUGCAGAUAGGCGACGACUGCUGCUGUUGCGAGCGAGCAUCUGUGCCUUUAAAGACUUGUAAGUGCGCCUCUAUCACAGUCAACUUCCCACAACUCCGACGCGCUCAGCGAGUAGAGUAGAGACACCUUAACCAGAGAGGCACUGGCUCACCUUCACAGCUAGACCCAUGGAAUAAUCACUAUGGAAUACCACUGGAUACUGCUGUCUGUCUUUCUACAGUUAACCUUUCAUCCAGGCAACACCAAGCCCACCAUUACCCCCGCCGGGCCCCACCUUGUUGUCCCGCUCAACACACCCUUCGAGCUGCGUUGCCAGGGCGAGAAGGAGAUGCAGUGGCAGCGGGAGGACCGGCCGAAGGUGCGGGGAGAGAAAAAGACCCCUGGGAUGUCCAUACUGCGCAUCCCCAGGGCUCAACCUCUUCACAUGGGCCGCUACAUCUGCCUGGAGGAGAGCUCCAAGGAGCAAACCUCCAUCUACGUAUAUGUGAAAGAUCCUGACAAUCCCUUCAGAAAAUCAAUGGUGUUCAAGAUUCUCACUCGUGUGGGAGAAAACGCUUCCAUCUCCUGCCUGGCAACUGAUCCAAGUCUGGACAACCUGCGCCUGGAAACAUGUUCCGGUGGAGCUUUGGCCUCUGGUCUCCGGUUCUCUGCAAGCCUGGAGCAAGGCAUCAUCAUCAACAACACACAAAAGGCCUACGAGGGUUGCUAUGUGUGCACAGGAAGACUUGGAGAGAAGUUUGUUAGAUCACGUGACUACUACCUGACAGUAAAACCAGUUCCUGAUGCUCCUCCCGUGAUUGAGAUGCAGGCAACCGGAAGAGUAAUUCUUACCUGGAAGGAGAGUCUCUCCCUCACCUGCAACACCACUAACGUCAAUGGAGAGAUCACUCUAAAUUGGGUCACCCCACCCGGCUCGGGUGCCGUCUGGUAUCCACAGCAACCAGCAAAGGUUGACAGUUCUUCGCGUAUCCUGACGGAGCACUUCACUCAUGUGCGCAGUGCCACGUUGCACAUUGCAGCGGUCAGGCCUGAAGACGCGGGGAGCUACCUGUGUGAAGCUCAGAAUGAAAAGGGGGUCAGCACGCAGUCAGUGUGGCUCGAUGUUUAUGAGAAAGGCUUCAUCAACUCAGCACCCACAAUGAACGAAACCAUCCAUGUCCGUUCAGGCGAGAGUUUGACCCUAAAUGUUGACAUGGAGGCUUAUCCGAAGCCGCACUCUUUCUCCUGGAGCUUCAUGGGCCACGAGCUGAAGAACACAACCGACCAUGUCAUCACCAUGCGAAGCCAUGAAUACAAGUACAGCUUUGAGCUGAGGCUGGUGCGACUGAAAAUGUCAGAGGGUGGAGUUUACACCUUUCAAGCCUCCAACGGUGACGCUUCAGUAAACCACACAUUCACCAUCUUUGUGAUCAGUAAACCUGAGAUUGUAUCUCAUGAGGGCCCAGUGGACGGACAGGUACGCUGUGUGGCGGAGGGGUUCCCUGCCCCGCAGAUCACCUGGUACUACUGUGAGCAGCCCUACGCCAGGUGCUCUCAACAGGUGAAUGCCACCCAGGAGGAGCACAAUGUCAUCACCGUCACACUCUUCAGCCCCAUGUUUGGGAAGACGGAGGUGGAGAGUCGGGUGAACGUGAGCAGGGGACGGUUCAGUACUCUGGAAUGUGUGGCCACGGUGGAGGGGGAGCAGGCCUACACGCUCUUUUCCAUCAGCGAGAGAACUGUUCCCCAUGAUCUAUUCACCCCACUGCUAAUUGGCUCUGUAUCAGCAGCAGGCAUCCUCUGUCUCGUCCUCAUCAUGCUGUUCUACAAGUACAUGCAGAAACCCAAAUACCAGAUACAGUGGAAAGUCAUCGAAGGCAUCCAUGGAAACAACUAUGUUUACAUUGACCCCACCCAGCUACCAUACGAUCACCAGUGGGAGUUUCCUCGAAACAACUUGCGAUUUGGGAAGACUCUGGGAUCUGGUGCAUUUGGGAAAGUGGUGGAAGCCACUGCAUAUGGACUCUCGAAAGCAGAUUCAGUCAUGACGGUGGCUGUGAAAAUGCUCAAAUCCAGCGCUCAUGCAACAGAGAAGGAGGCACUGAUGUCAGAGCUGAAAGUCCUCAGCUACUUGGGAAACCACAUGAAUAUUGUCAACCUGCUGGGAGCCUGCACUGUUGGAGGCCCUACACUGGUGAUCACAGAGUACUGCUGCUUUGGAGACCUCCUUAACUUUCUACGCAGAAAGAGGGAAUCCUUCAUCUGCUAUAAGCUCGAGGAAGACAGCUACUACCGCAACGUCAUGCCGCAGAGAGACGCUGCUGGUGACAGCUUGAACGGCUACAUGACCAUGAGGCCUUCUGCUGCUGGCAACCUGCCGUCCAGCUCAUCCUCCGAGAAGAGACGCUCGCUACGCAAAGGCGGCUCCUACUUUGAAGCAGAUGCAGAGAGUGAGUUGUUUGACGAGGACGGUCUGUCUCUAGACACUGAAGACCUUCUCAGCUUCUCACAUCAAGUGGCCAAAGGCAUGGAGUUCUUAGCCUCCAAAAAUUGUAUCCACAGAGACUUGGCUGCCAGAAAUAUUCUCCUGACUCAAGGAAGGGUGGCAAAGAUCUGUGAUUUUGGCCUGGCCCGGGACAUCAACACGGACUCCAACUACGUAGUCAAAGGCAAUGCUCGUCUGCCAGUGAAAUGGAUGUCUCCAGAAAGUAUCUUCGAGUGUGUUUAUACAUUCGAGAGUGACGUGUGGUCAUAUGGCAUCUUGCUUUGGGAAAUUUUUUCACUAGGAAACAGUCCUUAUCCUGGUAUGCCUGUGGACGCCAAGUUCUACAAACUGAUAAAAGAAGGAUACAGAAUGGAUGCUCCAGAGUUUGCACCCAGUGAAAUGUAUCAGAUUAUGAGGUCCUGCUGGGAUCCUGACCCCUUCAACAGACCCCCCUUCAGGAAGGUCGUGGAAAGGAUCGAACAACAGCUGUCAGAUGCCACUAAACAUAUUUAUCUGAACUUUAGCUCCAGGCCACCUGUGACGCCCAGAGCCAGGGAGGAGCCCAGUUCUCAGAGCGCUGGGCUUCACCGUCUCAACUCAACCGGCAACAACAGCGCUCAGACCCAGCCCUUACUGGUCCAGCACGAGGUCUUCCUGGAGGGGACAACCCUCAGAGCCCAACGGGUGUAAGGACCCACCCAACCUGUCUGGCUGCCUCAUAAAGUGCCUGUAAUGUUCCGCCACAAACCAUCCAACCACUACACCCUCCCACCCAGAACCAGCAGCAUUUGUUUUCAAGUGUUGCAGAGGAAUGGUAAUUGCCGUCUAUUACCAGAAACAACAAAGGAUGAAUGGCUUUUAUCAUUAUCACUUCUAUGAUUGCCUACUGAUUACAGGGAGGACAGUUGGACUAAUGCUCCCUGCUCAUAGCAAAGAACUGUAAAGGCACCGAUAUGGGUGGAGGGACAUCAACCGUUACUCUAAACUGUCAUUAACUUCAUUAUUACACUGUUAUCUGUUUUGUUAUUUUUUUUGUUCAGUUACAUUUUUCCUAAACAUUUCAUAAAGUUUAUUUUGUUUCUUUCUAAUAAUUGGAGUUUUUUUUCUUUAUACAUUUUGUGUUUUGUUAUUCUUUGUUGUUUUUCUGUCAUGGAUAUUUAUGUAGCAUUUUUAUUUUGGUUGGCUGUUGCAAUUGUUGGAGGAGAAGCACUUGAGGCACUUGAACUUCAUCAUUACAUACACCAUAUAAUGCAGCUUUAAUUUUUUUUUUUUUUUUUACUCUUUUAUUGUCAGUAUUAUUUCCAACUGUUCAGACCUAUGUUGAUAUGAAGGAGACACUUUUUCGGGGGCCAAUUCAAAUAUAGAUAUCGAAACACUGGUAUAUAAGCUAUUAGACAGCGUGGUCGGUCAUGCUUAGAGUCCAUAAGUGCUUCAAGUCAAUUAGAAAAUACAUUUUUUUGCUCUUUUUAUGUUGGAUGUCACUAUCGAGAGAGCAACUAUCUUCACUGGAUCUGUUAACACAUAAUGUGGAUUGCUUCACACACACACACAGUCAUCUUCUGAGAUAUGGUAUGGUACGCUAGCUUUUCAUAUAUGUGCUUUGUGACUGUAUAUGUGUACAUAUCUGUAGGUAAUGAUAUUAGUCAUUGCUGUACAAUGAGCUGAGAGUUUAACAAUCCAAUUGCCAGAGGAAAUUUUGGUAUUGUACCUUUCUGCAAACCACUGAUGAUAUGUAACAUUUGUAUGUUAUUAUUCAGUGAAAAUGUUGAAACUUAACAUUGCUUAAUGAUGGUUGAAAGGUUUAGGCACAACACCACAUGGUAAUGGUUAGGAGGAGAUCAUAUUUUGGCUGAAAACACCCUAUUUUGUGGCACAAUCACCACCUGAAAUGCCGCCAAAGUCUUGCUAAAAACAACCACUUUCCUUGUUGGUUGGUCUCAACCUGUAGUCUACAGAUUGGCAGCCCUUUCACCUAGUUGUCCCUUCCACCUCCCAAUGACAAAGUCAACUCAUAUACAUGUAAUCAGCUGUGUCACUUUAUAAAUGUUGAUAUGAUACGAAUGAAACUUACAAAUGUCCGUGGUUUGCAGAAAUUAAAAUCCAAACAUUUCCUUCUGGCAACUAGGCUGACAGUUAAAUGUGUGACAAAGAAGACAGUCUGAGAAGCCUGUAACUCUUAACUUUGAUCUUCGCUUUGUUGCAUAAGCAUGUAAUGCAGGUGUAUAGUUUCACUUUUUGACAGCUGGACUGCUGGAGAGUUUUAUUGUAAAGGUGUAAAUAGGUGUUCAGGUUUAUAUGGUUUGCCUCUCCUGCCACAUCCAGUGUAUGAUCUUUGUUUACAAGCAUGAGACAGGUACUGCCAUUUCUGAGACGUGUUUUCUCUGCUUUUCACUCUCUUCCCCUUCAUGAAGGACCAGGAAACGGGAACUUUUUGUUUUGGCUGAGGCAAUUGGGAGUGUUUUUGCCCAUGCUCCGCUGUGGUUCUACAUAGUACAGUAUAUAUCAUGGACAAAGUCAGGGCAAUGCUCAUGUGAACUGCCAUUAAGUGGACUGCAAUAUUCCCUGAGGUGACAAGCCAGUCGGUCUUCAAGACUAUCUGUUCAGACUAUGACGCUGGGCACAGUGCUCAGUCUCAGUGUGUUGGUCAUCUCAUUGUUCUCCGACCAGUAGCUGGUUUCCCGGCAGUUCUUCUCUUCUUUGUAUCCAGCUGUUUCCUCCAUCAGAAGUGGGACUUUCAGCUCCUCUCAGCCAGUAGUCUGUAUCAUUCCAGACCAUUAUGAUUCCCCUUUUCCCACUGGUGGAUGUUGUUGUGAAGAGCACCAGGAAAGUGUCCUGUUUGUGUGUAUGAACAUGUGUGUGAAUGUGUGUGUGUGAGCAUGCACGUGUACUUGUCUUUAUGUGCAUGUCGGUAUGAUUGCAGAAUUUAAAAAGAUUCACUGUCAAGAGGUGCCACUACUAAAGAUUCAUCAAAUAGUUUAGGCUACUAAAACUUAAAAAAAGUCUUACUGCUCUGUCUUUUUGUAAAUAUAAAUGUGUGUAUAUUGUAAAGUAAUGUCGAUGCUUUUGAAGAUGUUUAUCUCAAUGAAGAUGUGGUACACUGACGCAGAGUUUUAUUAUGCUGUAUUUUCUUAUGUGUGCACAGAUUUUAAAGUGGAGGUUCAACUGGAAAAAAAAAGCUGCUUGUGUCUCUGUCACCAUGGUAACUUAAACAGAAGAGAUUCAUUUUGGCUAAUGUUUUAAUUUUGGCUGAUUCACCAUUGUAACCAGUUAUACCAGUUCACUUGGUAACUGCCUCGUCAAACAGACUAAACUGCUCCCAGUGAUCAUAUCUGAUCAUCAAUAUCCCUGGUAAUAUCAGUUGAAAUGAUAUUUCUGGAUAAGAGAAUAAGAGAUUAUUUUUCAUGUCAUUGCUCCCCUACGAGUUUUCCUGCAUUUUGCUACAUAUUUAUUAAACCUGAGGCUUUAGUGUUACUGUGUAAAUUUGAUGUGUUGCUACUACAUGUGUCAAUGUAAAUAAAAUUGUGUAUAUUGAAUUCCCA
Epinephelus lanceolatus (giant grouper) is the source of this 6094-nucleotide messenger RNA. RefSeq names its product KIT proto-oncogene, receptor tyrosine kinase a (gene kita). Lineage: Eukaryota; Metazoa; Chordata; Actinopteri; Perciformes; Serranidae. Gene Ontology annotation, biological process: B cell differentiation; positive regulation of MAP kinase activity; protein phosphorylation. The record is from RefSeq and is a predicted model, not a curated record. Gene Ontology annotation, molecular function: growth factor binding; cytokine binding; ATP binding. Gene Ontology annotation, cellular component: plasma membrane; signaling receptor complex.